AUGCUAGCAAAGAAGGCCUUGCAACUCUGUUCAUGGCAGAGAACUAAACUGUUGCGUGCGUCGAUGAUUCCAGUUUCAACUUUUGAAUUCGCUUCCGCAAUGUCGAGCAUGGAGGAGCCGCUCGGCCUUGACAAGCUGCCCAGCAUGAGCACCAUUGACCGGAUUCAAAGGUUCUCGUCUGGUGCUUGCCGGUCCAGCGGCGAUGAGUUGGGGAUGGGGCAUUGCUUUAUUGAUGGAAGGAAUUGCAGCUCAUCUAACAGUUGCGAGGAUGAGUCUGAAUAUACAAGAGACACCUUUCCCUGGAGAAGGCAUACAAGAGGGCUGGCUAAUGGUGAGUCCUUCAUGCGGAGGACUAGGAGCACGGGUGUGAGUCAUGUCGCUAAUGGAAGUAUUCGCCAUUCGCGGAACUUUUCAGAUUAUCAAAUUGAUGCCCAAUCUCGCAACAAAGAUGUACGAGGCAGAGCGAAUAAGUUUUUGAAAGACAUACCGGCAUUUGUCAAGAUAGUAGAAGUUGGGCCAAGAGAUGGACUACAAAACGAAAAAACUAUUGUACCUACAGAUAUAAAGAUUGAACUGAUUCGAAGACUAGUAGCUUCUGGCUUGCCAGUCGUGGAAGCUACAAGUUUUGUAUCACCUAAAUGGGUUCCGCAGCUUGCAGAUGCAAGAGACGUAAUGAAAGCAGUUCAUAGUUUGGAGGGCUCCAAAUUACCUGUCCUGACACCUAACUUAAAGGGAUUUGAAGCUGCCGUUGCAGCCGGGGCUAAGGAAGUAGCAGUAUUCGCAUCAGCUUCUGAAUCCUUCUCAAAGUCCAACAUUAACUGUAGCAUUGAAGAAAGCAUUGCUCGCUAUCGUGUUGUUACUCAAGCGGCGAAAGAACACUCUAUCCCUGUUCGUGGAUACGUCUCAUGUGUUGUUGGAUGUCCAGUAGAAGGACCGAUUUCCCCUGCAAAAGUAGCUUUUGUGGCAAAAGCACUUCAUGACAUGGGUUGCUAUGAAAUUUCCCUGGGAGAUACAAUUGGUGUUGGUACACCUGGAACCGUUGUGCCCAUGCUUGAAGCUGUGAUGGCAGUUGUUCCUGUUGAGAAGCUUGCUGUCCACUUCCACGAUACUUAUGGCCAAUCUCUUCCAAACAUUUUAGUAUCUCUCCAGAUGGGGAUUAGCACGGUGGACUCCUCGGUAGCUGGGUUAGGCGGGUGCCCAUAUGCCAAGGGAGCAACGGGAAAUGUCGCAACAGAAGAUGUCGUGUACAUGCUCAACGGCCUUGGGGUGAAGACGAACGUCGACCUGGCAAAGCUGCUUGCCGCGGGUGACUUCAUCAGCAAGCAAUUAGGUCGUGCACCGGUGUCCAAGGCAGCCGUUGCCUUGAGCCGAGCUGUCGCUGAUGCCUCCAAAAUCUGA
This is a messenger RNA of Linum trigynum, 1398 nucleotides long. Lineage: Eukaryota; Viridiplantae; Streptophyta; Magnoliopsida; Malpighiales; Linaceae. The record is from the annotation of a GenBank genome assembly.